This is a messenger RNA of Penicillium mononematosum, 849 nucleotides long. Its product is annotated as DUF218 domain protein. Bases 1 to 849 code for a protein of 282 amino acids. The transcript is spliced from 4 exons. The record is from RefSeq and is a predicted model, not a curated record. Gene Ontology annotation, cellular component: cytoplasm. NCBI's taxonomy places the organism in Eukaryota, Fungi, Ascomycota, Eurotiomycetes, Eurotiales, Aspergillaceae.
AUGGCUUCAAGUCCAGAUUGCGCCUCUGCCAUAUGCAACCACCUUAUUGUUGUCUGCUGCCAUGCCAUUUAUACCGGAGGCUCAAAGCUUGGUGCCUCAGAGGACGAGUGGCUGGUUGAGCCCUUCCAAAGGGGAGAAACACCCACGUUCAUCGAUCAUAUCAAAGCCGGAUUGAAAGCUCUAGCGGAAGACUCGCAUAGCUUGCUUGUGUUUUCUGGAGGGCCUACCAAGAAGCCUAGAACUGAGCUCAGUGAAGGCCAAUCUUACCUUAAUUUGGCCAGGGAUAACGACUACUUCCAAGACACGCCCACUAUCUCCACAAUUGACCCAUCAAGAGUCAUCGCAGAAACCAACGCCACAGAUUCAUAUCAAAAUCUAUUGUUUUCUCUAAUUCAGUUCCGGGUAUACACAGGCGUUUAUCCACAGAGGGUCACAGUUGUGACGCACGAGUUUAAGCGCGCUCGAUUCAUGCAGUGCCACUUUCCGGCUGUGGGACUCGUACCUCUUGGCCCGGAACAAGAAGACUACACAAACAAGGUUGCUGUGAUAGGUACCAAUCCGCCAGUGGAAGUCACGUCACCCGAGAGCUUGACUCGAGGUGAGGCUGUAAAUGGUAUUGGUCUUUGGAGAGAAGAUCUUUACGGAGUGAACCCAGAUCUGGCAGGUAAAAGGGCGAGACGAGGCUGGUCUCCUGGAAUGGAAAACGAUAUAUUCUCCCAUCUGGGACUGGAAAGUGUGGUGCUGGAUCUAAUCCGCUAUGAUGGGGGUGGUCAUUGCAAUAAGUGGUUCCCGAAGCGAGAGAGCUUGCCUUGGUCUUAUACUAGACAUGAUACAACUGAGCGGCCUUGA